Molecule: messenger RNA, 1435 nt
Organism: Cydia fagiglandana
Lineage: Eukaryota; Metazoa; Arthropoda; Insecta; Lepidoptera; Tortricidae
Gene: Mvd
Product: diphosphomevalonate decarboxylase
Exons: 1
Coding region: 128-1288 (386 amino acids)
Biological process (GO): isoprenoid biosynthetic process; isopentenyl diphosphate biosynthetic process, mevalonate pathway
Cellular component (GO): cytosol
Molecular function (GO): diphosphomevalonate decarboxylase activity; ATP binding
Source: RefSeq, a predicted model, not a curated record
UCGUUGGUUGGUUGAUUACUUUUCAAUACGCUUCUCAUUGCCUCGAUUUACGCGCCAGGCCAGACGUUCAAAAAUUAGUAUUGAACGAUUUUAAAGUUCACAAGUUAAUCUCCAUUAUUACAGCAUAAUGAGUAAUAUAAAAACUGUUAUUGCUCCCGUAAAUAUCGCAGUGAUUAAAUAUUGGGGAAAACGCGACGAGGAAUUGAUAUUACCGUUAAAUGAUUCCGUUAGUGCUACUUUGGACACAAGUGUUAUGUGUGCCAAAACAUCUGUGUUUACCGGCCCACAACUUACCAGCGACGAGAUAUGGCUCAACGGCAAGAAGGAAUCUUUUACAAAUAAGCGGCUAGUAAAUUGCCUCGAAGGAAUAAAAGCUAUAGCUGCUAAGGAGAAAAGUGUGGACGAAGAAUUCCUAAAAUGGAAAGUUCAUGUGUGCUCUGUCAACAAUUUCCCGACGGCGGCCGGCCUCGCAUCCUCUGCAGCUGGGUAUGCGUGCCUAGUAACUGCAUUAGCGAAACUUUAUAAUGUGAAAUCGGAUGUUAGCUGCGUCGCAAGGUUGGGUUCUGGCAGUGCUUGUAGAAGUGUUUAUGGUGGUUUUGUUCAGUGGCAUGCAGGAACGGAUCCCACUGGCAAAGAUUCCAUCGCAACUCAAAUUGCAGAAGCCUCUCACUGGCCUGAAAUGAGAGCUCUUAUACUAGUGGUUGGUGACAGUGCAAAGAAAACUAGUUCAACAAAGGGCAUGAAGAUAACGGCUGAAACCUCUGAACUUCUCAAACACCGGAUUGACUAUUGUGUGCCACAGAGAACCACCAAUAUUAUUCAGGCUAUAAAGGAAAAGAACUUUCCAAAGUUUGCUGAAAUAACUAUGAAAGACAGUAACCAAUUUCAUGCGGUCUGUCUGGACUCUUACCCACCUUUUGUAUACAUGACGGAAGUGUCCCACAAGAUAGUUGAAGUGAUUCACAAAUAUAAUGAGGUCUGUGGUGAAGUGAAAGUUGCUUAUACUUUUGAUGCAGGCCCAAAUGCUUGUUUGUACCUCUUAGAGGAAGAAGUGCCAAAAAUAAUUUCUCUUGUAAAAUAUGUUUUCCCUUCUUCAUCACCAGAUAAUUUUGUAACUGGUCUCAAUUCUAAACAGCAUGAGCUAAGUCAAGAUUUUCUGAAUAAGUUUGGAUUGGAACCAGAAUCUGUGGAUUUGUUGAAAUAUAUUAUUCAUACUAAAGUAGGAGAGGGGCCAGCAGAAGUCACUGAUGGCUCACAUUUGUUAGAUCAAAAUGGUCUUACUCUCUAAAUGUUGGUGUGGCCAAUGUGUGGGGUAGAAAUAAGUGGAUGAAUGGGUAUUUUAUGAAAUAAAUUAUAUUAACUUCUAACUUAAGAAUACACUAAAAUUAUAUUUACAAUUUUAUAUUGUGUAACUACAAAUGAGUGAGAGACGAGA